Otolemur garnettii (small-eared galago) is the source of this 321-nucleotide messenger RNA. Its product is annotated as reactive oxygen species modulator 1-like. Bases 16 to 297 code for a protein of 93 amino acids. The record is from RefSeq and is a predicted model, not a curated record. Gene Ontology annotation, cellular component: TIM23 mitochondrial import inner membrane translocase complex. Gene Ontology annotation, biological process: protein import into mitochondrial matrix; protein insertion into mitochondrial inner membrane. Lineage: Eukaryota; Metazoa; Chordata; Mammalia; Primates; Galagidae. The transcript is spliced from 2 exons.
GAGGCCGCGAGCAAGAUGCCAGUGGCUGUGGGUCCCUACGGACAAUCUCAGCCAAGCUGCUUCAAUCGUGUGAAGAUGGGCUUUGUGAUGGGUUGUGCCAUAGGCAUGGUGGCCGGGGCACUCGUAGGGACCUUUUCCUGUCUCAGGAUGGGAAUGCAAGGUCAGGAGCUGAUGGGCGGCAUUGGGAAAACCAUGAUGCAGAGUGGUGGAACCUUUGGCACAUUCAUGGCCAUUGGGAUGGGCAUCCGAUGGCAGUGGCUGCUCACUACAUCUUCUCAUCAAUCCCAGCCCAUAUGAUAUAAUAAAACAAAUUCUUUGAGU